AUGGACAUUUCCUUUCUGGUCCUCGAGCUGACGGCUACCCAGGUGGUAGGAAGGGGAGAUUCGAAUGACAAUAGACCAAAGUUCAUAGCUGUAACAACACUGGAAGAUGUUCAAGCUGUACGAUGUGCGGAAUUCCACCCUCAGGGGAAUAUCUACGCUGUCGGUUCCAAUUCAAAAACUCUUCGUAUCUGCGCUUACCCUAAACUCUCAGAUCUCAGAGAGGACCAUUCUACCUAUCAACCGACUGUUUUAUUCAAGAGAACAAGACACCAUAAAGGAUCCAUUUACUGCAUGGCUUGGACACCCGUCGGUGACUUAAUGGCUACAGGAAGCAAUGAUAAAACAGUUAAACUGAUGAGAUUCAAUCCUGAAACUUCGAAUCUUGAAGGACAAGAAAUAGAGUUGACUAUGCACGAUGGUACAGUGCGCGAUGUCUGUUUCAUUGAAGAUACCAGUAACAAAUCAAGCUUGCUUAUCAGUGGAGGUGCAGGAGACUGUAAAAUAUAUGUUACUGAUUGUGCAACUGGACAAGCUUACCAAGCUUUAUCAGGACACUCAGGUCAUGUUCUAUCGUUGUACAAUUGGGGAGGUGCUAUGUUUGUUAGUGGAAGUCAGGACAGAACUGUAAGAUUUUGGGACUUGCGAACCCGAGGCUGUGUAAAUGUUGUCACCCCUAUUACUUCUCCAGGAACAAGAUCUGGAUCAGUGGUAGCGGCAAUAUGUGUGGAUCCAUCAGGACGAUUACUGGUUUCUGGUCAUGAAGACUCUGCCUGUGUCCUAUUUGACAUCAGGGGCUCCAGAAGCCUUCAAGCUUUCAGGCCACAUUCGGCAGAUGUUCGCUCAAUCAGAUUUUCUCCUAGCGCCUACUAUCUUCUCACUGCUGGCUAUGAUAACAACCUUGUUCUAACGGAUCUUCAAGGUGAUAACUAA
Molecule: messenger RNA, 930 nt
Organism: Nezara viridula (southern green stink bug)
Lineage: Eukaryota; Metazoa; Arthropoda; Insecta; Hemiptera; Pentatomidae
Source: the annotation of a GenBank genome assembly